Rhinopithecus roxellana (golden snub-nosed monkey) is the source of this 4089-nucleotide messenger RNA. RefSeq names its product hypoxia inducible factor 1 subunit alpha (gene HIF1A). The transcript has 15 exons. Lineage: Eukaryota; Metazoa; Chordata; Mammalia; Primates; Cercopithecidae. The coding region runs from base 409 to 2892 and encodes 827 amino acids. Gene Ontology annotation, molecular function: RNA polymerase II transcription regulatory region sequence-specific DNA binding; DNA-binding transcription factor activity, RNA polymerase II-specific; protein dimerization activity. Gene Ontology annotation, biological process: regulation of transcription by RNA polymerase II; cellular response to hypoxia. Gene Ontology annotation, cellular component: nucleus. The record is from RefSeq and is a predicted model, not a curated record.
AGCGCGCGCCGGCCUGGGCAGGCGAGCGGGCGCGCUCCCGCCCCUCUCCCCUCCCUGCGCGCCCAAGCGCGCCUCCGCCCUUGCCCGCCCCCUGACGCUGCCUCAGCUCCUCAGUGCACAGUGCUGCCUCGUCUGAGGGGACAAGAGGAUCACCCUCGCCGUCGCUUCGGCCAGUGCGUCGGGCUGGGCCCUGACAAGCCACCUGAGGAGAGGUUCGGAGACGGGCCCGGAUUUCGGCGAUUACCGCCCGCUUCUCCUGCUUCUGGUCUCACGAGGUGUUUCCCGCCUCGCACCCCCACCUCUGGACUUGCCUUGCCUUCUCUCUCCGCGUGUGGAGGGAGCCAGCGCUUAGGCCGGAGCGAGCCUGGGGGCCGCCCGGCGUGAAGGCAUCGCGGGAACCGAUUCACCAUGGAGGGCGCCGGCGGCGCGAACGACAAGAAAAAUAGGAUAAGUUCUGAACGUCGAAAAGAAAAGUCUCGAGAUGCAGCCAGAUCUCGGCGAAGUAAAGAAUCUGAAGUUUUUUAUGAGCUUGCUCAUCAGUUGCCACUUCCACAUAAUGUGAGCUCGCAUCUUGAUAAGGCCUCUGUUAUGAGGCUUACCAUCAGCUAUUUGCGUGUGAGGAAACUUCUGGAUGCUGGUGAUUUGGAUAUUGAAGAUGAAAUGAAAGCACAAAUGAAUUGCUUUUAUUUGAAAGCCUUGGAUGGUUUUGUUAUGGUUCUCACAGAUGAUGGUGACAUGAUUUACAUUUCUGAUAAUGUGAACAAAUACAUGGGAUUAACUCAGUUUGAACUAACUGGACACAGUGUGUUUGAUUUUACUCAUCCAUGUGACCAUGAGGAAAUGAGAGAAAUGCUUACACACAGAAAUGGCCCUGUGAAAAAGGGUAAAGAACAAAACACACAGCGAAGCUUUUUUCUCAGAAUGAAGUGUACCCUAACUAGCCGAGGAAGAACUAUGAACAUAAAGUCUGCAACAUGGAAGGUAUUGCACUGCACAGGCCAUAUUCACGUAUAUGAUACCAACAGUAACCAACCUCAGUGUGGAUAUAAGAAACCACCUAUGACCUGCUUGGUUCUGAUUUGUGAACCCAUUCCUCACCCAUCAAAUAUUGAAAUUCCUUUAGAUAGCAAGACUUUUCUCAGUCGACACAGCCUGGAUAUGAAAUUUUCUUAUUGUGACGAAAGAAUUACCGAAUUGAUGGGAUAUGAGCCAGAAGAACUUUUAGGCCGCUCAAUUUAUGAAUAUUAUCAUGCUUUGGACUCUGAUCAUCUGACCAAAACUCAUCAUGAUAUGUUUACUAAAGGACAAGUCACCACAGGACAGUACAGGAUGCUUGCCAAAAGAGGUGGAUAUGUCUGGGUUGAAACUCAAGCAACUGUUAUAUAUAACACCAAGAACUCUCAACCACAGUGCAUUGUAUGUGUGAAUUAUGUUGUGAGUGGUAUUAUUCAGCACGACUUGAUUUUCUCCCUUCAACAAACAGAAUGUGUCCUUAAACCGGUUGAAUCUUCAGAUAUGAAAAUGACUCAGCUAUUCACCAAAGUUGAAUCAGAAGAUACAAGUAGCCUCUUUGACAAACUUAAGAAGGAACCUGAUGCUUUAACUUUGCUGGCCCCAGCCGCUGGAGACACAAUCAUAUCUUUAGAUUUUGGCAGCAAUGACACAGAAACUGAUGACCAGCAACUUGAGGAAGUACCAUUGUAUAAUGAUGUAAUGCUUCCCUCAUCCAACGAAAAAUUACAGAAUAUGAAUUUGGCAAUGUCUCCAUUACCCACCUCUGAAACGCCAAAGCCACUUCGAAGUAGUGCUGACCCUGCACUCAAUCAAGAAGUUGCAUUAAAAUUAGAACCAAAUCCAGAGUCACUGGAACUUUCUUUUACCAUGCCCCAAAUUCAGGAUCAGCCACCUAGUCCUUCUGAUGGAAGCACUAGACAAAGUUCACCUGAGCCUAAUAGUCCCAGUGAAUAUUGUUUUUAUGUGGAUAGUGAUAUGGUCAAUGAAUUCAAGUUGGAAUUGGUAGAAAAACUUUUUGCUGAAGACACAGAAGCAAAGAACCCAUUUUCCACUCAGGACACAGAUUUAGACUUGGAGAUGUUAGCUCCCUAUAUCCCAAUGGAUGAUGACUUCCAGUUACGUUCCUUCGAUCAGUUGUCACCAUUAGAAAGCAGUUCCGCAAGCCCUGAAAGCGCAAGUCCUCAAAGCACAGUUACAGUAUUCCAGCAGACUCAAAUACAAGAACCUACUGCUAAUGUCACCACUACCACUGCCACCACUGAUGAAUUAAAAACAGUGACAAAAGACCGUAUGGAAGACAUUAAAAUACUGACUGCAUCUCCAUCUUCUACCCACAUACAUAAAGAAACUACUAGUGCCACAUCAUCACCUUAUAGAGAUACUCAAAGUCGGACAGCCUCACCAAACAGACCAGGAAAAGGAGUCAUAGAACAGACAGAAAAAUCUCAUCCAAGAAGCCCUAACGUGUUAUCUGUCGCUUUGAGUCAAAGAACUACAAUUCCUGAGGAAGAACUAAAUCCAAAGAUACUAGCUUUGCAGAAUGCUCAGAGAAAGCGAAAAAUGGAACAUGAUGGUUCACUUUUUCAAGCAGUAGGAAUUGGAACAUUAUUACAGCAGCCAGACGAUCAUGCAGCUACUACAUCACUUUCUUGGAAACGUGUAAAAGGAUGCAAAUCUAGUGAACAGAAUGGAAUGGAGCAAAAGACAAUUAUUUUAAUACCCUCUGAUUUAGCAUGUAGACUGCUGGGGCAAUCAAUGGAUGAAAGUGGAUUACCACAGCUGACCAGUUAUGAUUGUGAAGUUAAUGCUCCUAUACAAGGCAGCAGAAACCUACUGCAGGGUGAAGAAUUACUCAGAGCUUUGGAUCAAGUUAACUGAGCUUUUUCAUAAUUUCAUUCCUUUUUUUGGACACUGGUGGCUCAUUACCUAAAGCAGUCUAUUUAUAUUUUCUACAUCUAAUUUUAGAAGCCUGGCUACAAUACUGCACAAACUUGGUUAGUUCAAUUUUGAUCCCCUUUCUACUUAAUUUACAUUAAUGCUCUUUUUUAGUAUGUUCUUUAAUGCUGGAUCACAGACAGCUUAUUUUCUCAGUUUUUUGGUAUUUAAACCAUUGCAUUGCAGUAGCAUCAUUUUAAAAAAUGCACCUUUUUAUUUAUUUAUUUUUGGCUAGGGAGUUUAUCCCUUUUUCGAAUUAUUUUUAAGAAGAUGCCAAUAUAAUUUUUGUAAGAAAGCAGUAACCUUUCAUCAUGAUCAUAGGCAGUUGAAAAAUUUUUACACCUUUUUUUUCACAUUUUACAUAAAUAAUAAUGCUUUGCCAGCAGUACGUGGUAGCCACAAUUGCACAAUAUAUUUUCUUAAAAAAUACCAGCAGUUACUCAUGGAAUAUAUUCUGCAUUUAUAAAACUAGUUUUUAAGAAGAAAUUUUUUUUGGCCUAUGAAAUUGUUAAACCUGGAACAUGACAUUGUUAAUCAUAUAAUGAUUCUUAAAUGCUGUAUGGUUUAUUAUUUAAAUGGGUAAAGCCAUUUACAUGAUAUAGAAAGAUAUGCAUAUAUCUAGAAGGUAUGUGGCAUUUAUUUGGAUAAAAUUCUCAAUUCAGAGAAAUCAUCUGAUGUUUCUAUAGUUUGAAAUCAUCAGAAAUCAUCUGAUGUUUCACUUUGCCAGCUCAAAAGAAAACAAUACCCUAUGUAGUUGUGGAAGUUUAUGCUAAUAUUGUGUAACUGAUAUUAAACCUAAAUGUUCUGCCUACGCUGUUGGUAUAGAUAUUUUGAGCAGACUGUAAACAAGAAAAAAAAAUCAUGCAUUCUUAGCAAAAUUGCCUAGUAUGUUAAUUUGCUCAAAAUACAAUGUUUGAUUUUAUGCACUUUGUCGCUAUUAACAUCCUUUUUUUUCAUGUAGAUUUCAAUAAUUGAGUAAUUUUAGAAGCAUUAUUUUAGGAAUAUAUAGUUGUCACAGUAAAUAUCUUGUUUUUUCUAUGUACAUUGUACAAAUUUUUCAUUCCUUUUGCUCUUUGUGGUUGGAUCUAACACUAACUGUAUUGUUUUGUUACAUCAAAUAAACAUCUUCUGUGGACCAGG